This is a messenger RNA of Porites evermanni, 448 nucleotides long. NCBI's taxonomy places the organism in Eukaryota, Metazoa, Cnidaria, Anthozoa, Scleractinia, Poritidae. The record is from the annotation of a GenBank genome assembly.
AUGAUACUGGAAGGCGUCACUAGACUGAGGACAAAGGUGAUCGAACUCAAUCCAAACUUCAUUCAACACUUAGACGUUGAAAGCCUUUUAAGUCUCUUUGUUGAAAACCUCUUUUCCAGUAUGAGAGGGGGUAACACGGACACUCCCAUGAUGCUCGACUUUUGCUUGCGUUUUUUCCCGAUGUAUUAACGAGUUAUUAAAACGUGUCACAGGUACGAGCUACAGGGACUUUACAAAUCCAGUGGCCUCGUACUACCCUCAGCCUACUUUAGGUGAUGUUGAUAUAAACUUCUGCGACCCUGCAAGAUUACCGAAGCCUUUGUCUGGUUGCUUAUCCAAAAAGCAAUUGGAUGAGAUCCGUCAGUGGGUACAGCAGUACGUUAAACGUGUCAGACAGAAUACCACAGGAACUUUUCAACACAAGACAAGCCAGGCACCUUGCCAUUGA